Gigantopelta aegis is the source of this 3458-nucleotide messenger RNA. RefSeq lists its product as uncharacterized. Gene Ontology annotation, biological process: actin cytoskeleton organization; actin nucleation. The transcript is spliced from 17 exons. Gene Ontology annotation, molecular function: actin filament binding. NCBI's taxonomy places the organism in Eukaryota, Metazoa, Mollusca, Gastropoda, Neomphalida, Peltospiridae. The record is from RefSeq and is a predicted model, not a curated record. Bases 230 to 2395 code for a protein of 721 amino acids.
UUAACACCUAUUACGGGAAUAUGCUGGUGUGUACGAACGAACGGACACUUGCCGAGAAGUUGUUUUAGUUUCCAUGCCUAUUACUUAGGUGGUGCAGUUUGACGACGGCAUAUGAGUUCACAAGGACUUAUAGGUGGACACUGGACAUGCCUGAGGAUACGCUUUGCUGAUACUAGUUAUAUAUCCAACACGUGGUGUACUGUGCAGAUGAAAAAAAUGAUUAUUCAAAAUGGCGACGGCAUUACAAGAAAAAACAUACAACUUUGGAAUUUAUAAGAAAAAUGGAAAACGAGCAAUUUUGCAGCUUGAUUUUUCUGGGACAUCAAUAUACCUGAUCAAACGAGGUCACAUAAAAAACACUUACCCGUUUAGCAGUCUUGAACACUUCGAUUCGGAGGAAGGUCUUCAUAUUUCUCUGAAGUUUAAAGAUGACGUGUUCGAGUUUGACGCCGACAACUCGGAGGAGAAGCACUCGAUAUGUCGUCUGCUCAGCUUCAUAUUGAACGCGGACGAGGAGGACCAGGAUGGACCAUCCACUCCAAACGAACUGCUGACACCAGUGAGGGUCAUCAAGGAGGGACUGAUUGAGAAGAAAGGCAACACGACCAUCACCACCUGGAACAAACGUCGAUUACAAAUAACUCCUGGCGAAUUCUCUUACUUCAAACCCGGAGACCAGCUUGCUUUGAAUAUCAUCCAAGUGUGGAAUGAAAUUUGUCAUCUCAAGAAAGUUGGUCAAGGAAGUUUUGUCGUGAGGGUUCGUGAACGUGAAUACGUGUUUCGAGUUCUCAACGAUUCAAAAUCUGCAGCUGAAUCAGAACGGGAACAAUGGAUGCGAGCAUUUCAUGUGGCGCUGAGAUCCAAGCGAAAUACUAUGAUGAUCUUAGACUCGUUGUCGUCAUCCAUCCUAUCAAACAACGACUCGACCGUCCAGAGUGACACCGCGACCUUCACCUUACCCCAGAAAAGUCUACACAAUCAGCCAAACAAGGAACCUACUCAGGAGCCCGUGAACGAAACGGGGAAUGGAGAGACCGAUCCCAGAAUCCCCAACAAAAAAGGGAUCACUGCUACUGUCAGUGUCCACCUCAGCUAUGUCGACAGUACGGACACUUUGGAGCAAUUGCCCACAGCAAAUCGCCCAAAACCCGCAGCCUAUCUGGCAAAGAAAACACUAACUGACAGCAGGAAAGCACCAGGGGUACCAAACGACGAAGAACAGGAGUCGGCGGAAACGAACGAAUCGGACGACGAUCGUUUCCGUUCGGUAGCUUCCGUAAGGGCCAAGUGGCAGACGAUUGGCAACGCUGCAUCCAAUGAAGUUAACGGACACAAGAUCCAAAACAGUUUAAAGGACAGUAAACAUACGUUGCAGGAGCCGGCUCCUGAUUACGAAACGACUGAUGUAGAUAAAAAUAAGAACAGUCAUGAUGAUGUGUUGUCAAAGUCGAAAUAUGCUCAUACUAUUAAUAAUAAUAAUAAUAAUGUCAUAGAAAGUCAUCAGAAAGUGCACAGCUCUCUGUCUGCAAAUGGUUCGACAGCACUGCGCCCACCCCCUCCUCCUCCGCAACAAUUCAAGAACACUAAAACAGGAGUUAAGUUAAAAUACGUCCCAAAGAUGAAACUCAAGCAAGUACACUGGUCAAAGAUUUUCCAGGUUGAAGCAACUGUAUGGAAAGACGUCCGUGACGUCACAGAACGUUUGGAUCGGACGUUGAUGGACACUCAGUUUUCGUUGUCGGAAAAAGAUGUCAAAAUAGAACCACCCAAAGCUUCCAAGAAGGAGGUGAUGUUAGACUCGAAGCGAGCCCAGAAUCUGGGUAUCGUGUUUGCUGGUCUCAAGACUGACGUCAUAGAGCUACUGAAGACCGCAUUACAGUCAACUGUAGAAAUACCAGAGUUCCCGGCAGACAAACUCAGGACCAUACGAAGAUACCAGCCGACAGCAGACGACUUGGAAAUGUACAAGGAGUACAAAGGGUCACGUGACGCGCUGCACUCCGUUGACAAGUUCAUGAUGGAGCUGUGUGACAUUCCUUACCUCGGUCCGCGUCUCGACCUGGUCCUCACCAUCCUGGAUCUACCCAGUCAGUUCAGCUACCUGUCCCAGGAAGUGCUCCUGGUAUGGAAAGCCUGCGAAGAGCUCUGUAACUGUCCCCCACUAGUGGGCGUGCUGGAAUACCUCCUGUCUGUGGGCAACUACCUUAACGCGUACUCCUCGUCUGGCAUUGGGGCUCACGGCUUCCAGAUUACCUCCAUAGACAAGGUGCUGGACAUCAAGGGCCGCGACCCCCAGUUCACCUUGCUUGCACCUCCUGGUGGACCAGAUCCGACAGACGAAGCCGGAUCUCCUCGACUGGACCUCCCACCUCUCGCACGUGUCUCGAUCAGCUGACUUCUCCGUCGUUGCCAUCACUGCUGAAGUUCAAGUUCUGAAGAAUGACCUACAGAAAAUACGUCGACACAUGAAGACACUGAAGCCAAUUCUCUCUGCAAAACAAGACAAAAAGUUCUACAGCAACGUCCAGAAUUUCCUGAUUGAGUAUGAACGAAAACUUGUUGACCUACAAACAUCAAGUAGCAAACUGUUAGACCUGUAUCACAGAAUUCUGGUAUUGUUUGGAGAAUCUCCCCAGACGUCCUCCGAUGUUUUCUUCUCGAGUAUCAGCUUCUUCAUAGACAAGUUCCAAACAGUGCGUGACAAGCACUCUUGAACUGAAAACACAAUGAACAGGGCUUGAACAAUCUGGUUAAAAUCCAUGAACUGUGGGAUACAUGGUCCUGCUGAACAUGGGGUUUGUUAAAUAGUUAACAUUUAACAUGUCAUAAUAUGACAUUGCGCCACGUAACUGAAAUAUAUAUUUUUAUAAACUGGUGGAACAAUUGAAAACUACAGAGGAUUUAAAAUACUGGCGAGGGUGAUGUUUUUUUUCUUUUUUCAAAUUUUAUUUUAUUAUUAUUAUUAUUAUUUUAAUUUUCUGUGUUUUCUGUUUUUCUGUGUUGAAGUCCUGAUUGUAAAUGAACGUCCAUUAACAACAACAACAACAAAAAUGUUGAUGGAUCGAUCUGACUAAAUAGACGUGUUUUUUUCCUAUUCCAACCAACAUUCUAUGAGAAAACACAAUGUGGCUAUUCGCGGAGGAGUGUUUACUUGACGAAAACACAGCAUAUAAAUUAAUGAGGUAAUCAAAGUGAUUGGAUCGUGGGCAGCAGCUGGUUUCUCAUCCAACACUCAUCGUCAGCCAUUUAUCAAGUGCACGGUGUUCAACACUCGGUGACCUGCUGGCUAAAUACUACAUCGAUGUGACAUUUAAAAAAAAAAAUAUUACAUUUCAUUUCUAUUUUUACUCCUGUUCUCACAAAGCCGCCUACGUAAGGCUGGUGACUGUUGUAGUGAAACUAACAACUUGUAUCAGAUUCGCUGUGCAAAAUAAAAUAUUUAAAAUAUUUCAAAAAGA